AUGUACUCGACAAGUACGCAGAAGCGGGAAUAUACAUUUGCCUCAGCGACUGUAAUUGCUGACUUAAGAAGACAAGCCAAUGAACGAUUUCGUAUGAAAUAUGAGUCAGUUUUGGAACCAGGAGAGGAAGAUGUUUUUCUCACUCCUCAAGAAGAAAGCACAUUGCGCAGCAUAGUAACUGAAACGGGAGUCAGGUUUGCUGAAGACUUCAAACCUGCAAUGUGGCAUUCUGUGUUGUGGACUGCGUUUGCAUAUUUCAAACGGUUUUACUUAAAGCAUUCAAUAAUGGAGUAUUCCCCCAAAAGUGUGAUGAUGGGCUGCUUUUAUCUUGCUGCCAAAGUAGAUGAAUUUAACCUUUCAAUUGACGAAUUUGUGAGCAAUUUAAGGUCAGGAACUCCCAAAUCCAAUGCGGAAACAAUUCUAUCCAUGGAACCUGAGAUAAUGUUAAAGUUGAAUUAUCAUUUAACAGUUCACUGUCCCUUUCGGCCUUUUGAAGGACAUCUUCUUGAGAUGAAGACAAGAUCACUUCUCGGUUUUGAUUUGGAACAAGUGCGCCCGCAUGCUUCUGACUUCUUUAAGAAAGCAUUAUUUGGUGACGCUAUGUUGCUAUAUCCACCUUCUCAAAUUGCUCUGGCUGCCUUAAAAUAUGCACUCCAGAAAUUAGGUAUUUAUUUACGUGAUACUUCAUUGCUAACUCUAUCGCUGAAAAGCAAGAGGACACAGAGUAAUGCGAACGUUAUGGAUUCACGUCUCUUGUUAAUGCUUAACAUGCAGAAAUUGUUAACCUUUGAGAAAGAUGAUAACCUUAUAAAGGACCACUUCCUUUACAAAUUGUUGGAAGUUGAUACUUGGAAACCGAACAGCACCGAAAUAACGCUUUGCGAAAAGCUAAUUGCUCGACUAGAUGAAAUAAUUACUUGCGUUGUGAGUAGUGCAGUACCUGUGACAAAGAAGGACAGCGCCGCACUGCAGAAGAGGAUGCAGCGUUGGAUAACUUCUUGUCCCGAUUUGGACCAAAGAUUGCAGGCGAAGGCGAAUCCGAAUGCUCUGGAUGUUCAGAACGUAAACUCUGAUGAAGACUGA
Messenger RNA from Enterobius vermicularis (human pinworm), 1083 nucleotides. The record is from the annotation of a GenBank genome assembly. Lineage: Eukaryota; Metazoa; Nematoda; Chromadorea; Rhabditida; Oxyuridae.